UGCUGCUCGCUGAGCUCCAUCGUCCACUCGUCGUUCACUCGGGAGGAUUUCUUCAACAAAGCUUUACGAGCUUCUGGAACUAACGGUUUUUUUUUUCAUAUUUUCAUUUUUUCACCUUUUUUUCUUUGGAUUAUAUCUCACCCUCUACACGGCAACUUGUACCGCGGUCCGAUGCUGAACACCGCCGGGAUGCCACAGAUGGACCUGUUACUUUGACACAAUUCCCCCUGCUAUCUUUCUUUUAUUUAUUUUUGGGGGGGAUUUUAAUUUUUUUAUUUUCUAUGGCUAGGAUGUUCCCCAAAACCAGGACGCAUGUUGUACUGCUUCGGUUCCUGCUCACACAAGGGGUCCUGGUGGCUGCGUUGACCCAGACUGACGAGUGCGGCGCGGCCAUCGAGUUCCGCACCGCGGACUACCUGACCUCCCCGGGCUACCCCGGCGCCUAUCCGCCCUCGCAGCACUGCGUGUGGGUCAUCACGGCGCCCGAACCGGGCCAGAAGAUUCUCAUCAACUUCAACCCGCAUUUCGACCUGGAGGACCGAGACUGCAAGUACGACUAUGUUGAGGUCUACAACGGCGGGGACGAGUUCUCACCCAUGCUGGGGAAGUUUUGUGGCAAGAUCGCCCCGUCCCCCAUCAUCUCCAGCGGCGGUCAGCUCCUCAUCAAGUUCGUCUCCGACUACGAGACCCACGGGGCUGGCUUCUCCGUUCGCUAUGAGGUGUUCAAGACAGGUCCGGAAUGUUCCAGGAAUUUCACAGCCCCCACGGGUGCUAUCAAGACGCCGGGCUUCCCCGACAAGUACCCCAACAACCUGGACUGCACCUUCAUGAUCUUCGCCCCCAAGAUGUCCGAGAUCAUGGUUGAGUUCGACAGCUUCGACAUGGAGCCCGACACUACGCCGCCACCGGGGGCGCUCUGCAGAUACGACUGGCUGGAGAUCUGGGACGGCUUCCCUGCAGUGGGACCCCACAUAGGUCGUUAUUGUGGCCAGAUGUCACCGGGCCGCGUGAUCUCCUACACGGGCAUCCUGUCCAUGACCAUCACCACUGACAACGCCAUCACCAGGGAGGGCUUCUCUGCCAACUACACCAUCCGAGAGAGGAGCCUCCCCCCAGGGCACACGCAGAAAGAUUUUUCCUGCAUGGAGCCUCUGGGCAUGGAGUCCGGGGAGAUUUCCUCCGAGCAGAUCAGCGCGUCUUCCCAGUACAACUCCAACUGGUCGCCUGAACGCUCCCGCCUCAACUACCAGGAGAACGGAUGGACGCCCUCGGACGACACGGUCCGUGAGUGGAUCCAGGUGGAUUUAGGCUUCCUAAGGUUCAUCACAGCCAUCGGCACACAAGGGGCCAUCUCCAAAGAGACCAAGAAGCACUACUUUGUCCAAUCCUACAAAGUGGACCUGAGCUCCAAUGGAGAGGACUGGGUGACGGUGAAAGAGGGCCCCAAACAGAAGAUCUUUCCAGGGAACCACAACCCGACUGAUGAGGCUCGCGCCUUCCUGCCCAAACAGACUCUGGCUCGCUACGUCCGCAUUCGGCCCAUGACCUGGGAGCAAGGCAUCUGCAUGCGCUUUGAGAUCUACGGCUGCAGAACAUCAGACUAUCCAUGUUCCGGAAUGCUCGGGAUGGUGUCCGGUCAGAUCUCAGAUGCUCAGAUCAGCGCUUCGUCUUACUCCGACCGAGGCUGGGUGGCUGAAAAUGUUCGUCUACUGACUGGGAGGUCUGGCUGGACGGGCCAGCAGACCAAACAGCCUUUCAGGAACGAAUGGCUCCAGGUGGACCUGGGCCAGGAGAAAAUGGUGAGCGGCGUGGUGAUUCAGGGGGGGAAGCACCGCGACAAGAACGUCUUCAUGAAGAAGUUCAAGGUGGGCCACAGUUUGGACGGAGAAGAAUGGAUCAUUGUGAACGAGGACAACACCACCAAGCCCAAGAUAUUCUUUGGGAAUCAGAACCACGACACGCCGGAGCUGAAGUCCAUGGGUCCUCUUCGGACCCGUUUCAUCCGGAUCUACCCAGAGAAAGCCACCAACGAGGGCAUGGGCCUCCGCCUGGAGCUGCUCGGGUGUGAACUGGACGACAUCACAACCACGAGCCCGCCCACCACGCCGCCCAUUCCCACCGUUCCGUCGACUACGUUCGGGGGGACCACAACGGCGGCCAUCACCGUCCCCGUAACCACGCCGUCCGCCAAGACCGACGCACCUGAAGACUACGACAUGACGACAGCGGGAGGCGUUACAGCCGCUGACCCUGUCAUGGACUUCAUACCAGAAUACUUGUGGUUCGCCUGCAACUUUGACUUCGCCUCCUUCUGCGGUUGGACCACGGAAACGCGCUCCGGCGCAGAGUGGCUCAUCCAGACCAGCGGCGCUCCGACCGCACACAGACUGCCGACUCUCGACCACACGGGACGAGUGGGGAAUUACAUCUACAUGCAUCUGAGCGACUCCUGGGUGACGAGCGGCGGAGAAGAGGAGAGAGUGGCGAGGCUGUCCAGUCUGCCCGUCACGGCCCCGGAUGCUCACCUCUGCGUGUCGUUCUGGUACCACAUGGCGGGCCAGCACCCCGGGGUGCUGCACAUCAGACAGGACAAGGAGAAAGAGGAGCAGUGGGGAAGCAUCCUGUGGACCGUCAGUGGCCACCAGGGGGCGCGGUGGAGGGAAGGACGGGUUCUACUGCCCAGAUCCGGUGACCCUUACAGAGUGGUGGUGGAGGGCGUGGCCGACAGACGCAGCACAGGACAUAUCGCUGUGGACGACAUCCAGGUUCUGGACGGACUCAACAGUGACUUCUGUAAAGAUCCGGAAGUUUCUCCAUCUCCGCCCACUGAGAUCUUCAUCUUACCCAUGGACUCUCUGUCGGAGGAGACGGGCGAGGUGGACGACCCGAGCAACAUGCUGAAGACGCUGGACCCCAUCCUGAUCACCAUCAUCGCCAUGUCGGCGCUGGGCGUCUUCCUGGGCGCCAUCUGCGGCGUGGUGCUGUACUGCGCCUGCUCGCAGGGCGCCAUGACGGACAGGAACUUGUCCGCCCUGGAGAAUUACAACUUUGAGCUGGUGGACGGCGUCAAGCUGAAGAAGGACAAGAUGAACGGACAGAGCAACUACUCGGAGGCGUGAGGUGGGCGCCGAGCGGCAGGCGGGGGUGCUCUGCCGGGACCGUCGAUCAAGAGCUUGGAGCUCCGGGCGGCUCGAGGCCGCCGACGGGGACUUCAGGAUGGGGCUGACAGCGAGCGGACGCCGUCUUUUUUUCUACUCAGGAGUGUCAGUGGAAGGGACUGACCAGUAGGGGGCACUGUGUGUAAAGAAACUGUACAGCAAAAAAGAAGAUUUCUAUUUGUUUUGGGGUUUUUUUUUGUGUGAGUGUGUUGAUUUCCUGUGAUCACGUGCUGGUGUGGAGCGCAAGGUGGUAAACAAAAUCAUGUUGUUUUUGUUUUGUUUUUUACAGAAAUGACCUGAAGUGUGUUUGCAUUCAUGCACAUCUUCAUUUAACGUGUGUGUGCGUGUGUGUGUGUGUGUUUGUGUUCCAACAGUGCCUUUUUCGCCUCCAUCUUUUUUUGUCACCUUGUUUUUUUCACACAAUGCACACUUAGGAAAUGUUUUUGACAUGUUCUAGACCAGGGGUCUCAAACUCAAUUUACCUGGGGGGCACUGGAUGCAGAAUCUGGGGUGAGGCUGGGCCGCAAGAAAAGAUUUGUUCAAAAAAUAUAUAUUUUUUAAAUGUUUUUCUUUUUCUUUUCAACACAAAAUAAAAUCAAAAUAUAAAUAAACAAAAUGAGAAUUAAGUAAAUGAAUCAGUCAUAAGUAAUAACAAUCGGCGUUCCCUUUAAGGCAGUGGUCCCCAACCACCGGGCCGCAGAAUAAUUUUUUUUUAGUAUAUCAACAUAAGAAACACAAGAUACACUUACAAUUAGUGCACUAACCCAAAAAACCUCCCUUUUUCAUGACAAAAAAAAAAAAGAAUCCCCCCCAAAUUAUCAAGCGUUGACCGGCCCGCAGCUACAAAAAGGUUGGGGACCACUGGUUUGUAUCAGUGGUCCCCAACCCGGUACGCCGCAGAGGAAUUUCUUAUGACUUUUUUUUUUUUUUUUUUUUUUUUUUAAAUUAAAACAACAUAAAAAACACAAGUUACACUUACAAUUAGUGCACCAACCCCCAAAAAACUCCCUUUUUCAUGACAAAAAAAAAAAUGUGUCCUGGGCUGCGGGACUAAUUAUCAAGCGUUGACCGGUCCGCAGCCACAAAAAGGUUGGGCACCACUGGAUUAUAUCACUGCUCUAAGGUACACGCCUGUGCAAUUGCACACUGCUCACGUGUCCUCUGCGCACGGCAAAUCUAGGCCGCGCACAAAAUCGAAUAAAAAGAUAAGCGCAUAACAGUGUGCAUGUCUGCCGUCGCUCACAUGUGCGCCACUGUAUGCUCCAGGGGUUUUGGCGUUUGCUCACACACGAAAAACUGGAGGGAAAAUUGAUAACAAUUAUUUGAUUUAUCCAGUCAGCAACAAUGUGUGAGGCAACGUUAAUUAAACCUUUAAAAAAAAAAAAAAAAAUAACGGUUUGAAUUGGUGUAGGUUAUCGGGGACUGUUAUUACUGACGGACAGGUGUCGCGGUGUGACUGCAGCCAGGCACGUUAAAAAAAAAAAAACCUUGUCUCUAUGGCAACGUUUCUGUUGCUUUCACUCAUUUGCCACUUUUCCACUAAUGCAGGGGUAGGCAACCCAGAACGUUGAAAAAGCCAUUUUGGUCUAGUCUAGUGUGGCAAGCAGCUCUUUAACGCCGCCCUAGUGGCUCUCAGGAGCUUUUUCAAAAAUAUAUGAAAAAUGGAAAAAGAUGAGAGGAAAAAAACAGAUUUUUGGUUUCCAUAUGGUUUCUGUAGGAGGACAAACAUGACACAAACCUCCCUAAUUGCUAUAAAGCACACUGUUUGUAUUAAACAUGCUUCACUGAUUCGA
Molecule: messenger RNA, 4951 nt
Organism: Nerophis ophidion (straightnose pipefish)
Lineage: Eukaryota; Metazoa; Chordata; Actinopteri; Syngnathiformes; Syngnathidae
Product: neuropilin-1a-like
Exons: 18
Coding region: 282-3119 (945 amino acids)
Biological process (GO): angiogenesis; axon guidance; vascular endothelial growth factor signaling pathway
Cellular component (GO): membrane
Molecular function (GO): semaphorin receptor activity; vascular endothelial growth factor receptor activity
Source: RefSeq, a predicted model, not a curated record